Molecule: messenger RNA, 1011 nt
Organism: Spirodela intermedia
Lineage: Eukaryota; Viridiplantae; Streptophyta; Magnoliopsida; Alismatales; Araceae
Source: the annotation of a GenBank genome assembly
AUGGCGACGGCCGACGACGGCGACGGCGAGGAGGCGGUGACCGGAUUCCCCUACCUCCGCCGCCGUAGAGACGGCAGCGUAAGGCGCCUCAAGGGGACGGAUACCGUCCCUCCCUCCAUCGACUCCGCCACCGGCGUCGCCUCCAAGGACGUCCCCAUCGUCUCCGCCACCGGCGUCUCCGCCCGCCUCUACCUCCCUCCGCCGCCGCCGGCCUCCUCUGCCGCCGGCGAGAAGCUCCCCAUCGUCGUCUACUUCCACGGCGGCGGCUUCUGCAUCGAGUCCGCCGCUUCUCCCACGUACCACCACUACCUCAACUCCCUGGCCGCCGCUGCCCGCGUCCUCUGCGUCUCCGUCGAGUAUCGCCGCGCACCGGAGCACCCGCUCCCCGCCGCCUACGACGACUCCUGGGCGGCCCUCUCCUGGGUCGCCGCUCACGCCGGCGGCGCCGCAGCCGCCUCCCCGCCGGAGCCGUGGCUCUCCGAGUACGGGGACUUCACCCGGGUCUUCCUCGCCGGCGACAGCUGCGGGGGGAACAUCGCCCACAACAUGGCCAUGCGCGCCGCCGUGGAGACCCUCAGCUCCGGCUUGAAGAUCGAGGGGCUGGUGGCGGUACACCCGUUAUUCUGGUUCUCACCGGCGGCCAGCGAGACCUCGGCCAGCGGAGAUUCCUUUGAGGCCACCUUCGAGGCGUCAUGGAGCUUCCUCUACCCGUCGGCGGCGAGGGGGCUGGAGGAGCCUUGCCUGAACCCGGGGGCGGCGGGGGCGCCGUGCCUGGCGGCGCUGGCCUGCCGGCGGGUGCUGGUUUGCCUGGCGGAGAAGGACCUGUUACGAGAUUUAGGGCGCCGCUACUACGAGGCGCUGGAGAGGAGCGGAUUCAGAGGGAUAUUGGAGAAGCUCGAGUCGGAGGGGGAGGGGCACAUCUUCCACCUCCUCAAGCCCGACUGCGACACGGCCAACGAGAUGAUGGAACGAGUCGCCGCUUUCCUCGGUGAAAAGUCAAGCUCACUGUAG